CUCUGCUUUGGUACUGUUGCAGGGUUUGUGCUGUUAGCAACAGAACACGCGGGGUCCCGGCCCAGUCUUGACAUGUCCCUGCGAUACUGCGCACGCGCAAGUCUGCAAUGCAGACAGGCAAAUUGUUAUCUUCAUGACUGUUGAGCUCUGCUCGAGCAACACGCCCACCGGAGAGGCACCAGAGCUGAAACGACAAAAGCACCGCCUCGUAAUCCAGGGGCAAGAGCCAAUGGGCCCUGGCGGGCACGAGGCGGUGAAGUCGAGCUGCAGUGCCCCACCACGUCGAGGCCUCGCUCGAGCAGCAGCUGCCAACGACACAUUUGACUGCCUCCAGCGCUCUCCAGAAACACACUGUUAUCCACACACUGUUAUCCACACAUCGUUAACCAGCAAUCAUGGCCGACAAGCACGACGAUCUCCACGCAGAGCAGACCGAGGGCUUCAAGGUGGGUGAGAAGAAGACGCUCGAUGAGUACCAGAAUUUGGACAAGGACGAUGAGGCUCUGAACAAGUGGAAGGCUUCCCUCGGUCUCGGCCAGGGCAAGGACAUCUCAGACCCCAGCGACCCCCGCAAAUGCAUCAUCUACUCGCUCGGACUCGAGGUUGACGGCCGUCCCGACAUCAUUAUCGACCUCAAGUCGCCCGGUGCCCUCGAAGCUCUCGAGAAGAAGCCGUUCACCAUCAAGGAGGGCGCCACGUUCCGCAUGAAGGCACAGUUCAAGGUCCAGCACGAGAUUCUGGCUGGUCUGAAGUACCUGCAGAAAGUCACACGCAUGGGUGUCAGCAACAAGAUGCAGGAGAUGAUGGGCUCAUACGGACCCAGCACCGAAGAGAAGCCGUUCUACGAAAAGAAGUUCGAACCCGAGACCGCUCCCUCUGGCAUGCUCGGCCGUGGCCACUACACUGCCGUCUCCAAGUUCGUCGACGACGACAACCAGACCCAUCUGCAGUUCACCUGGUCCUUUGACAUCAAGAAGGACUGGGCAUAAGCGGACAACGGACGCGAUAUCUGAUUCAAAGUGGCGGGCCACUCAGCUGGUAUUGGAUCUGGAUCAAGCGGCGGAUGCGGAUAUCGAGGGUACCUACCUCUACAGGACGACCCCAUGGCUGACGAUGUCGACGAUCCCCAGACUGAUUUCUCGAGUUGGACAUUACGACUCAUAGCAUAGCGAAACCAAGACAUUUACAUAUCUGGACUUGCAUUGUCUUUUCUGUUUGACUUCAGCCGAGCCCUCCGUUCGCGUGGUGGUCGCCGAGAUUAUGGAAUUUGAACCACCUUGCUGCGAUUCGUUUUGCUUUGACUGUACAGCCAGCCCAUGCGCGCUCGCCAGCGCCCGAGCCAAAUCUCCGUGCAGAGAUGUUGAGGAUGGAGACGUCUUG
Didymella exigua CBS 183.55 is the source of this 1380-nucleotide messenger RNA. RefSeq names its product E set domain-containing protein. The record is from RefSeq and is a predicted model, not a curated record. Lineage: Eukaryota; Fungi; Ascomycota; Dothideomycetes; Pleosporales; Didymellaceae. Gene Ontology annotation, molecular function: protein binding; Rho GDP-dissociation inhibitor activity. Gene Ontology annotation, cellular component: membrane; cytoplasm; cytosol. Gene Ontology annotation, biological process: Rho protein signal transduction. The transcript has 4 exons. Bases 396 to 989 code for a protein of 197 amino acids.